AUGGCCACCAAUGUUGAACCUCCACCUGUGCCCAUUGAACAACCUUACGAAUUCAAAACCGAAUUUCACCCUCGCAGUGGUCGUCAAACACUCUAUCAACGCUUCGAGGAGUUUGGCAUCACUCCUGAGACGCAAGCGCUUCCUGCAGAGCAAGAACCAUGGCGUCCAUUCCAAUCACGCGCAGAUUUCGAGUUCUCUGAAAUCACUCUCGACGCUGCUCUCAACAAGAACCAAAUUGACCGGCUGCUCAACCUCAUGGCCCAAAUAUCACAGGGCCAAGCUAAACUCACGCUGAAAAACGAGUCUGAUUUGUGCAAGGCAUUGGACAAUGCUGCGGCUGAGCUGACACCGUUUUCAAAACACGAAGUCAAGGUUCCCUACAAGAAGGAGGAACAAGUCUUCGAGGUACAUGCGCGUCCCUUAUGGGACUGGGCUCUCGAUUUGUUGGAUAACCCACUGUUAGCACCGCAUUUUGUUUGGGACGCGCAGCGCGUCUACAAACAUGAUGGUACGGACUUUGUACGCUUCUUUGAUGAGCCGUGGACAGGUGACUGGUGGUGGGACAUCCAAUCUCGCCUCCCACAAAACCUUGAUGCCGCCCCCUUCUGUUUCAUACUGUAUGCUGACAAGACUAGGCUCUCUUCGCAUGGCACUGUCAAAGGGUACCCGGUUGUGGCGCGUUGCGCAAAUCUACCUGUCCACAUUCGAAACGGCGAGGGGAUUGGUGGCGGUCGGGUGGUCGGGUGGUUACCAAUCGUGAGUCCCAUUCGCUUUGUACAUACUCUGAAAUUGUUUCUGAUAUAA
Messenger RNA from Suillus fuscotomentosus, 804 nucleotides. RefSeq lists its product as uncharacterized. The coding region runs from base 1 to 804 and encodes 267 amino acids. The transcript has 3 exons. The record is from RefSeq and is a predicted model, not a curated record. Lineage: Eukaryota; Fungi; Basidiomycota; Agaricomycetes; Boletales; Suillaceae.